UCAGAUAUAAGAUAUUCAGAUCCAAGACAAAGCAUCACCGGUUAUUUAAUGAAGCUAAUUUGCGUAUCGGUUCAAAUGGGAGGAUGUCAGGAGAGAAGAAUAUAAAGCUAAUGCACCACAAGUCAAAGCUGACAAAAAAUUGAGAUUAAAGGCCGUCUGCUGCAAAUUAUGAUCAGUGCAAGCCAGUGAUCUGUUCACAUCAACAAAGCCUGCAUGUGCCCCCCAUACUUGACACCUUCCCUCAAUUUUGAAGUGUUGGGAAAUUCAAGUUAAUGAAAAGUAGUAAAUUGAAUCAUUUCGAUUAACAUUCGACACACUCCCUAUAAGGCUCAACGUGUAUUUUCCCAGUAACCCUCGGCCCAUGUUUCACAAAAAGCAUCUCAGGCCAGUGUAUUGCAAAGACUGCAGUCUCCAAUAUUAAAAUAAACAAGAAGCUCGAGAGAUGUCCCCUUGCCCCACAGAUUCUUUAAUUAAUUCCUUCGGUGUCGUAUACUCAAGGUACAGAGAAGGAAGCUUCUUGAUAGAGUCUUAAUUUCUCAUAAUGCCAAGUAUGAGAGGCCUUCAAGGCUCAUUCAUUACGCGUAGGAGAAGGCAAGAAAGCGAGCACCGGGCCAGAAGAAAAGAAUAAAUCCCCAUGUCCUUUAAACAUGAACAACAUGAAGCCUUCCCUCUUAUUAUAUCAUUCCCCUUAACUAAUCCACACCCCUCGAUAUUUCAAAGUCUCAAGUACCUUUAAUAUCCUUCUUUCUUCUCAUUCAAAAAUUAGCGCCUCCCAGCUUGCCAAUAUUUAAUCCAAAAUGAAAUGCGAGUCCUUUGAAAGUUCAAACCUUCUUGAUGAUGACACCUGUAUAGCCAAUAACUUCUACGUCUGGCUUCUCCAAGUUGUAGCACUCUUGGGUAUUCUAGCCCUUGCUCUAUGGCUAAUCUUGCGUCCCCGAUCCCCAAAGUACACCAUUGUCGACUUCUCCAUCCCCCAGUCCUCGUUAGUCAAGGAUGGACAAAACGGCACCAUAUUGUAUAACCUUGAAAUUGAAAAUCCAAACGAAGACUCCAGUAUAUACUAUGAUGACAUUUUGUUCGCAUUUUAUUUUGGGCAGGAUACUGUAGGGGAGAGAACCAUACCUUCUUUCCAUCAGGGGAUAGGUAAAACUCGUCAAGUAAUUGAUCGUGUGGAUGUCAAUCCACGAGUGUGGAAGUCUCUUCUCAAUGCAAUAUCAAAUGCAACAGCCGAUGUGAAGGUUGGGUUAUUAACUAAGUUUCGAUAUAAGACGUUGGGAAAGAAGAGUAAGCAUCAUAAAUUAGAAUUGGAGGGUCAACUAAAAGUUGGCUCGGAUGGGAAGAUUUCAGGCAAGAAGAAGAAGAUUAAGCUACACCAUGCUUCAAAGAAAUGGAGGAGGUAUAAAGCUUGACCAACUGUGGUUGAGAAUUAGUAAUUACAUGAUUAUAACUUUGGUGCUUUUGUAUAUCUAGAGAUAGAAGAAUGAUUGUAAUUACUUGUAUUUAUGUACAGUUUUAGCAUAUAUAUCACAAUUACCUCUCAGCAAAUUAUUUCUUGACUGUAA
Carya illinoinensis is the source of this 1562-nucleotide messenger RNA. RefSeq names its product protein NDR1-like. Gene Ontology annotation, biological process: defense response to other organism. The transcript has 2 exons. The record is from RefSeq and is a predicted model, not a curated record. The coding region runs from base 798 to 1409 and encodes 203 amino acids. NCBI's taxonomy places the organism in Eukaryota, Viridiplantae, Streptophyta, Magnoliopsida, Fagales, Juglandaceae.